This is a messenger RNA of Ectocarpus sp. CCAP 1310/34, 1803 nucleotides long. Lineage: Eukaryota; Phaeophyceae; Ectocarpales; Ectocarpaceae. The record is from the annotation of a GenBank genome assembly.
AUGGCUGAACAGAAGAUAUUCGCCGGUCCCCGGAUCCGCCGCAUCCGCAACGCCAAGGGCCUGACCCAGACGGCGAUGGCCGAGGGGCUGGGCAUUUCGCCGUCCUAUCUCAAUCUGAUCGAGCGCAAUCAGCGGCCGCUGACCGUGCAGCUGAUCCUCAAGCUGUCUGCCGUCUACAAGAUCGAUGUCGAGGAACUGCAGGGCGAGGGCGGCGCCACCACGCUGGCGAGCCUCAAGGAAGUCUUCGCCGAUCCUUUGCUCAGUGGCGAACUGCCCGGCGAUCAGGAAGUGAUCGAGAUCGCCGAGGCCGCGCCCAAUGCCAGCGCCGCCAUCCUGAAGCUGCACCGCGCCUAUCGUGAGCAGGCCGAGCGCCUGUCGGAUCUGUCCGCCAUGCUCGCCCGUGACGGUCACAGCCCGGCCUUAUCGGGUGCGCGGCUGCCGAUGGAUGAAGUCCGCGAAGUGCUCGAAUCCCGUCCCAAUCAUCAUCCCGCUCUGGAGGAGGAAGCCGAAGCCUUUUACCAGCUGCUCAAGCCCGGCGAUGAUCUGAUGGGGGCACUCAAGGCCUGGUUGAAGACCGAACACGGCGUCGUCGUCCGCUCGCUGCCGGUUGCCACCAUGCCCAACUGGCGCCGCCGCUAUGACCGCCAUUCCCAGCGGCUGUUCCUGUCCGAGCGGCUGUCGCCGUUUGACCAGCUGCGCGAAGUCGCUAUGGAAGCGGCACUCAUCCGCAUGAAUGUCGCCAUCGCCGCUGGUAUCAACGAGCUCAAGCUGUCGAGCGACGAGGCUCGCCGCAUCGCCCGCUUUGAGCUGGCCCGCUACGCAGCCCACGCUUUGAUGAUGCCCUAUCAGGGCUUUCACUCUGCUGCCCAGCGGGCGCGCUAUGACAUCGAUGUUCUCAAAUCCCGCUUCGGUGUGUCUUUCGAACAGGCCGCCAACCGUCUCACCACCCUGUGCCGUCCGAGCCUCGAGGGUGUGCCGUUCUUCAUGCUCGAGGUCGAUGUUGCCGGCCAUCGUUUCCGCCGCGCCGGCGCGCAAGGCUUCCCGCAGCAGCGCUUCGGCGGCAAUUGCCCGAAGUUGUCGAUCCAUGCGGCUUUCUCGCAGCCCUCACAGGUGCUGGUCGAGGCGGUCGAGCUGCCCGGCGGAGCCGAGUUCCUGACCAUCUCGCGCACCCUGGAAGGACCGCAGGGCGCUUUUUCCGAACGCCCCCGCCGCACCGCCAUUCUGCUUGGCUGCGACAUCGGCUUUCGCGAAGAAAUAGUCUAUGGCGGUGCGCUGGCGAUGAGCAGUGGCAAGGCACCGCAACCUGUCUCGAUUCCGGUCGGAAUGACCCUGAAAAUCCGCCUAAUCUCCACAGCCGUCAUGCUCGCUGCAUCGACCGUGCUUGCCACUGCCCAGGAGCGCGUCGUCAACGUCUACAACUGGUCCGAUUACAUCGAUGAAUCCAUUCUUGAGGAAUUCACCGCUGAAACCGGAAUCAAGGUUGUCUAUGACGUUUUCGAUUCCAACGAAGUGCUGGAAACCAAACUGCUGGCCGGUUCCACCGGCUACGACAUCGUCGUGCCCACCGGUACCUUCCUGGCUCGCCAGAUCCAGGCCGGCGUGUUCCAGAAGCUCGACAAGUCCAAGCUGCCCAAUCUGGAGAACAUGGACCCGGCGAUCAUGUCGCGGCUGGAAAAAUACGAUCCCGGCAAUGAAUACGCCAUCAACUACAUGUGGGGCACCACCGGUCUCGGCAUCAAUGUCGACAAGGUCAAGGAGCGCCUCGCUGGCCGAUUGCGGCGUCUACAUGCUCGAUACGCCUGA